Harpia harpyja (harpy eagle) is the source of this 3248-nucleotide messenger RNA. It is a transcript of the gene VPS37C, whose product is annotated as VPS37C subunit of ESCRT-I. Gene Ontology annotation, biological process: ubiquitin-dependent protein catabolic process via the multivesicular body sorting pathway; protein targeting to vacuole; protein targeting to membrane. Bases 942 to 2036 code for a protein of 364 amino acids. The transcript has 5 exons. Gene Ontology annotation, cellular component: ESCRT I complex. NCBI's taxonomy places the organism in Eukaryota, Metazoa, Chordata, Aves, Accipitriformes, Accipitridae. The record is from RefSeq and is a predicted model, not a curated record.
GGGGGCGGCUCGACCGGGCCUCGUACCGGGACCCGCGGGGGAAACCCCGUUCCGCCGUCUCCGUGGGCCGCAGCCUCCUGGUUGCCGUUCCCCUCACCGCCCAGGACGGGCCCGGUGUUGGCGGAGCGCUCUCCGCCGUGUCCCGGUUGGAGAGCGGUCCCGGGCUGGCCUCGCUCCGCGGCUCCCCCAGGGUGCUGGGACGGGGAGGCCUUGGGUGGGCACCCCCGGGGCUGGGGGAAGCUUUCUCUAACCGGGGACAGAGCACCGGGGGGGUGACCGGGGUGUAGCAGUCCGGCGGGCAGCCCCUCACCGGUGCCCCAGCCUUUCUGAGCCACGGGGACCCGUGCGGUUCCUUUCGGAGAGGCCAAGCAUCACCUCGCUGGCUGUGUUUACCGGAAUGCUGCUAAAAAACGGUGAGAUCCGGGAGGUGAGAGCCCCUGCCCAGUGCUGGCGCCCAGCCAGAGCCGAGGCAGUGCCCAGCUCUUUGCACCCACCCUCUCUGGGGACUGUUGGGAAGCUUCCCCCAGACCAUCAGUGACCUCCACGCCUGCACGGUGGCAGGGACUGAGCUUCUCGUUUGCCACUAUUCCUAAUUUUUCCCUCUUACACUCCGCAAACCUGAUUAAUAACAAAAAACCCCAAAACAUAAGUUUAUUUCUGUUUGCAGAGUGAUGAAGUUACGUACGUAGGUAGUAAGGGAGGUAAUUUCCCGGCUUUUAGGUGGCUGUUACUCGGACGGGUUUGGCUGGAUCCUGGGCAAAGAGAUUUGGUAACGCUGAGCCUUACCUCGUCAUUCUGUGUUACGUGCAGAGGCUGACACAACGCUCCCAGAGCGAGAUCGUUGGGAUGUUUCACCCAGGUGAAAGGUAGAAGAGCCACAAGCAAUUGGGACGCCGACGAAAUCCCCAUCAGCUGUUUGAGUCUGCAGCUCCUCUGGGAGGAUGGACACCCUGAGGAACCGGACGGUGGAGGAGCUCCAGGAGCUGCAGGAAAAUGCAGAGGAGAUCGAGCGCCUGGCCCUGGAGUCCCAGGAGGUUCAGGAGCUGCAGCUGGAAAGGGAGAUGGCCCUUGCCGCCAACCGGAGCUUGGCUGAGCAGAACCUGAAGUUCCAGGCGCCGCUGGAGACGGGGCGCACCGACCUCUUUAACAAAUACGAAGAGCUGCAGAAGCUGGCUGAGCGGUGUAAAGAGCAAAAGGCAAAACUGGAGAAAUUUUCAGCAGCAAUGCAUCCUCAGACCUUGCUGGAUCUCCUGCAGGUGGAAAGCCAGAAAAUUGAAGAGGAGUCUGAGAAAAUGGCCGAGAAGUUCUUGGAGGGUGAGGUGCCCCUGGAGACAUUUCUCGAGCAGUUUUCCGUGAUGAGGAAGUUGUCCCACUUGCGCCGGGUCAGAGUUGAAAAGCUACAGGAGAUACUGAGGAAGUCAGAAGCGUCGCAGGAGCCCGGCAGGGACUCUCAGCAGCCGCCACCGCCUCCUCACGUACCUGGGCCCACAGACCCGCCGAAGCCACAGCCUUUCCCUUCAGGGGCUCCUUCCUUCCCUUUGCCCUACAGCCCGGCCCCAAGCAUGCCGGUCGGCCCCACAGCCCACGGAGAUCUCCCUCCUGCUCCUUUCUCUGGCUCCCCGGUCACCGUGGGACACGUUGCUUCCUCUCAGCCGAGCACCCAGCCCAUGUUUCCCUAUAAGCCUCCUUCAGGUCCCGGAUACCCGCCGGCGCAGGCUGCUGACUCCGUGCCGGGGUAUCCCAACCCUCCCUCGGGAGGCUCGUCUCCAGCUCCGGGCUAUUCCUGGUCUCCGUCCAGGGGCCCACCUCAGCCCCCACCGUUUCCUGGCUCUCACCCCUCUCCUCCGCCACCCAGACCCGGGUACCCUGCCUACUUUCCCCCUGGGGCAGGGAGACCGCAGUGUCCCUACCCGACCCAGUCCCCUCUCCCUAGUUUCCCAAUCCCCGCACAGCCUCCCUAUCCUCCUGGACUGCCCCCGCCCUUUGGGUACCCCCCGCCUCCAAACCCUCAGCGCCCUGCUUGGCCUGGCUACUAAAUCAGGACUGCUGGGAGAGCGUCCUUUGCUGCUCCCUCCUCUUUUUGUGGACUGAGGAAGAAGAGCAAGCCGAGAACAUUGCUCUUCGACCCAUAGGUGCAAAAGCAUUACGCAGGGUAAGAGACAGUAGCGGCUCCGGGCGUCAGGCGGGCUGGCGCUGUCCCCGCGGGCUGCAACUCUUUAAGUUGGGUUUGUGACGAUCGCUGGUGCGCUGACGUGUUCACUUCCAAAUCGGCUCAUCCAGGCUCCGGUGUGAAAGCCAGGUAGUCAUCUGGGUACUCGGCUGGGGUACGCGGGAACGAUGUGCACUGAUUGCAGCCGCUGAGAGCCGAACCCCCUCAUCUGCGUGUGCGGGAGCGUGCGUGGGUGAGUGAGAGAGACCGCUCCGUGUGUGCCUGUCCUUUGCUAUGUGGGUAACAGAUGUAGUAUCAUAAUUCUAAGCCUUUUCACAGUUGUUCAAAAGACACGGUGGGAAUCUCUGACAGUAUUUCUGACACAAAAUACUCACUGCUUUCCAAGGACCUUCCUGGAAGCGGGAGGCAGAGCCCGCCCGGCUUGCAGGCGAUUUGUAACUGCUUGUAGCAGGGAGAAGCAGCUAGCUCACCCCUUGGGCGGGCCAGGCCUUGAGAUCCGUGUCUGUCUUUACCGCUGCUGCUUUUGUCCAGCACAGGAGCCUUUCCCAGGCUUGGCCGGCUGUGCGCUGUCUCGCCAAGGGCACGAAGGCUCUGGUAGCUCCCCAGAGUUCAAUGCAUGGAUAUUAUCUGUGCUUUUGAAGUAAACUGGGCCGGCACGAUGUCUCAGGCUGCUGCUGCUUUGGGGGCACGUGCCUCAGGUCACAGGGAGGAGCGGGAGUCGGUGCCUCCUGCCCAGCUUUGUGAAACGCUGGGGCUCGGCAGCCUCCUCCUGUAUCCCCAGCCUCUCCUGCGGUGCCCAGGAGAACGGGGCGGUUAUUCGGGGUGCUACAGUCUCCAGCCUUCCUCACAUCCCCCUUCUCACAAAACACUAGGUAACGGAUGGAGCCACGAGUUAACAUUAAUGGAAAUGGGAUUUGCUUUGCUCAGCACUUUAUCCUACGAAUCCUGCCUGUAUCCCUGUAAGUUAUUUAUAAGGAAAGAUUACUAAUGGACUAGAACAAGGCAAAUGCUUGUGGGGUUUGAUGGAAACAAUUCCAUGUCUGUGGUUAAUUACAGUAAUAAAACUUGAUGAAUUGCA